Molecule: messenger RNA, 2712 nt
Organism: Penicillium expansum
Lineage: Eukaryota; Fungi; Ascomycota; Eurotiomycetes; Eurotiales; Aspergillaceae
Product: putative protein kinase Scy1
Exons: 2
Coding region: 1-2712 (903 amino acids)
Biological process (GO): protein phosphorylation
Molecular function (GO): protein kinase activity; ATP binding
Source: RefSeq, a predicted model, not a curated record
AUGUUUUCAUCUGCGCUCAAGUCUUUCAGUUCCAAUAUUUCCGCCAAUUACCAAAUCUCACCUAACCCCACCGUCUACUCCGGCCCCUGGAAAAUCCACGAUGCAAAGAAAAAGUCCACGGGAACGGCGGCAUCAGUGUUUAUCUUUGACCGCAAGUCACUAGAGACACGCUCUAGUGGAUUUGGGAGGAGUUCUGGGCCCUCCUCGAAGAAGCUACAGGACGAUGUGAUCGAGCGACUUAAGCGCGAAGCAAGCAAUCUUGCGCGUCUACGGCACCCAUCGAUUCUCCAGGUACUCGAGCCUGUGGAGGAAACGCGUAAUGGCGGUCUCAUGUUUGCCACGGAACAUCUCACCGCCUCACUUUCCGGGCUUCUACUGGAAAAAGACGACCAAGAGAAUACCACACGCGCUGGUUCGCGAAGCAGUCGGUACGUGGUAGAGGAGGCUGAUGGGACUCGGAGAAGACGAGAUGUGGAGAUUGAUGAGUUGGAAAUUCAAAAGGGACUCUUGCAAGUUGCUAAGGGUCUUGAAUUCCUCCACGAGUCUGCGGGCUUAGUGCAUGGAAAUCUGAACCCGGAGGCCAUCUAUAUCAAUGCCAAAUCAGAUUGGAAGAUCUCUGGUCUGGGAUUCGCGGGGCCUCCGGACUCUUCUGAAACUCGUUCAUCGCUGCCGCCAUUAGCUGUGUCUGAGGUUCUCUAUCAAGAACCAAGGCUUCCAGCUUCAGUACAAUUGAGCCUUGACUACACGUCGCCUGACUUUGCCAUGGACUCCAAUGUAUCGUCGGCUGCCGAUCUCUUCUCAUUGGGUCUUGUCAUCAUCGCUUUGUACAACUCUCCGCAUGUCUCACCUUUACAAACGAACGGAAACUUGUCCUCAUAUAAGAAAUUGCUGAGCUCUCCGUCUUCCACUCCAUCGCAGAGCAAUAAUUUCCUCAGUUCGAAGCCAAUUCCCAAGGACCUAGUUUCUCAUGUCCUGUCUAGGCUUAUAACCAGACGGCCUGCCCAACGCAUGAAUGCUCGAGAGUUCCAGCAAUCACAGUACUUUGACAAUGUGUUAGUUUCCACUAUCCGGUUCCUGGAAUCUUUGCCAGCAAAGAAUCCUAAUGAGAAGUCUCAAUUUCUGCGUGGCUUACAACGAGUACUACCUGAGUUCCCCGUUUCUGUCCUGGAGAAAAAGCUAUUGGGAGCGUUGAUGGACGAGUUGAAGGAUCGGGAACUGCUUCCGCUGAUAUUGCAAAACGUGUUCGGUAUUUUACAGCGGAUUCCCAACGGACGCCGUGUAUUCCCAGAGAAAAUUAUCCCUCGUCUGAAGGAAGUCUUUGGAACUGGCUCGGGCAAGGGGGCUGCUGAACGAGACUCCAAGAAAGAUGCCGGUCUCAUGGUUGUGCUUGAUAACAUGAAGCUUAUUGCUGAUAAUUGUUCGGGAAUGGAGUUCAAAGAUGAUAUUCUACCCCUAAUUCGGCUUGGGCUGGAUUCUCCCACUCACUCUUUGGUGGAUGCUUCCCUGAAAUGCCUCCCUGUGGUGCUACCAGUUCUCGACUUUAGCACGGUCAAGAACGAGGUAUUCCCUCCAAUUGCUACCACUUUCAGUCGCACUAGCAGCCUUGCUAUCAAGGUUCGCAGUCUGGAGGCUUUCAGUGUGCUUUGCGGGGCCUCUACAGAAGUUUCAGAUGGACUUGACGAUGAUUUGUCCGGAAUCCAGGCGACCAAGUCGAAACCGGCCAAGUCCUCGAUUUUGGACAAGUAUACCAUCCAAGAAAAGCUCGUCCCGUCUCUCAAGGCGAUCAAAACGAAAGAGCCCUCAGUGAUGAUGGCAUCGUUGAAGGUCUUCCGUCAAGUUGGAACAGUUGCAGACACCGAAUUCCUGGCUUUGGAAGUUCUACCGGUUCUCUGGAGUUUCAGUCUCGGGCCACUUUUGAGCCUUAAACAGUUCAAUGCCUUUAUGGCUCUGAUAAAAACUCUUUCAGCGAGGAUCGAACAAGAACAAACUAAAAAGCUGCAAGAGCUAUCCUCUAGCGCUGGAUCAACGGGUUUCCAGAAUGGUGGCGACGAAUUCUCGCAGUCUGCCACAGGCCUUAGUUCGCCCGAUGCGGACGGCGGUGCUGGCAGCUUUGAGCGCCUCGUUCUUGGAAAGAAGUCAUCUCCUGCGAAUGGCCAGAGUAUAGAUAUGUGGGGUAGUAUGGAGCUAGCCAAGCCAGCAGUUCCGAGCGUGUCGCCUUCAUUCUCGUGGUCUUCAAAUAAUGCAGGCAUGACACAGCAAGCCAAUGCCCUAAGCCAACAGUCUAAUCUUGGAUUCCGCUCCAUUACUCCAGAUCAGAAAUUGGGCUCUUUCCCGUCUCUUGCUCCUGCUCCUGCUCGGCAAGCUUCACCAGUAACUCAAGUCUUCCCUACUAUGCAGCCCUCAUCUUCUACAUGGGGAGCCCCGGCCAAUACCAAUGUUCGAUCCAACACAGGCCCACCGGUUCAGUCUUUCGGGUCCAUGUCGACCAUGACACCCUCGAAUCACAUGUCCGGGUCAACAGCACAAGCGGCACCAAACUACUCUUCAUUCUCAAUCCCCCCACCUCCUGCAGGAAACAUGUUAUCCAACAGUACUAUGAGACCCCCUCCGAUGAACACAGCCAACAGAUCAACGUCUUUCCAAGGCACAGCCGCGACACCGCAACAGGGGACUCAAAAGCAAGGUUUGGACAAGUAUGAGAGUCUGAUCUAA